Mobula hypostoma (lesser devil ray) is the source of this 1696-nucleotide messenger RNA. RefSeq names its product paired immunoglobulin-like type 2 receptor beta. Gene Ontology annotation, cellular component: plasma membrane. The transcript has 5 exons. Bases 39 to 959 code for a protein of 306 amino acids. NCBI's taxonomy places the organism in Eukaryota, Metazoa, Chordata, Chondrichthyes, Myliobatiformes, Myliobatidae. The record is from RefSeq and is a predicted model, not a curated record. Gene Ontology annotation, biological process: regulation of osteoclast development; regulation of actin cytoskeleton organization; regulation of bone resorption.
AUCAGGUCCAGAGAGGGAGUGUCGGUGGGGGAGACGCCAUGGACGUUUCGCUCUGUCUGGUGUUGCUACAGUUGACAGUGGCAUGGAGCAGCGGAAGUGGCUUCCGGGUGGAGCAGCCGAAAUACAUCGAGGCUGUAGUGAACGAGCCCGUCACUCUCACCUGCACCUUUACCCACCCGGAAAUCUCCUCACUCCGAGACAUUGACAUCAGAUGGAGAGUUCGCAAUUACUACACGGCAGAUAUAUUCAGAUAUCUAGAUAACUACACGCUCAAAGAUUUCAGAGGCCGGAUCAAGUUCCUGGGUUCGCCAUUUAGAGACAAGACGGGCUCCAUCCGCUUACUCCGGGUCAGAGAAGAGGACAGCAACAUGUACUUCUGCAGUGUGGUGAUCUUGGGGGAAGAGUACACAGGUCCUGGGACCGUCCUGUCGGUUCAAGCACGGACCGGUAGCCGUGAGCGCUGGGUGAAGCAGCUGGGGUACCAGGAGGCUGCAGAGAAUGGGUCCGUCAUUCUCCCCUGUUCCUUCACUUACCCGGACACUUAUACACCCAGAGACAUUCAUAUCACUUGGAGAGUGGGUGGCUUUCAUGGUACAGAGAUAUUCGAUUCUUCACGAAACAACGCACUCGGGGAAUACCGAGGCCGGAUCGAGUUCCUGGGCUCCCCAUUGCGAAACAAGACGGGCUCCAUCCGCUUACAUCGGCUGAAUGGAAAUGACUCCAAUUUCUAUUUCUGUGGUGUGACAAUUUUGGAAGAUCAUGGUCAGCUGGUUGGAUGGCAAAGCAGCUCAGGAACGUUUCUGUCAGUGAGAGUGACCACAGUAACUCAGGAGAUGCAGAACCUGAGCCACGGCUCCAUCCUGAUGAUCCGGGCAGUGCUGGUUCUAGUACCGCUGGCAAUGGCGUGCACCACGGGCAUUUACCUGACCAAGAGGAGCCCAGUUACAGGAGAUCCCUAGAGGAGAAGAUGGCGGCGUGACGCAGCGCGCGGUCUCUCCAGUGAAACGACAUCAUAUUUAUUAAAUAGAGGCCGUGCACUAUCCUGAUUUGAUGGAGACGGACAUGAGAAGCACGGAGGAAUGUCUGGAGAAACUUCUGAGAUGCCUGGUUCGCUGCCACUGCUGCUGUGCAAUCGAGAAUCUCCGGAGAGAAGGCCCCAAAUCCUCGACUUUGCCUGUUGCUGGUGGCCGGGGCUGGGGUCGAAGCACUCAGCAGAGAUGGUGCUCGGUGCUCAGUGUUGGAGGGCUGGUCGGAGGCUCGAAGUUUUCGGAUGGACUGAGAGCCGGACUGUGGUUGGGUGCUUCCAGGAUGCUGCAUCGGUAAGUUUGCAGCGCUGGAAGCUCAUGGCUGGGAAAGUUCUCUUCCUUCUACCGUCUGAGUGAGAUGUUGGGACUUUCAAGAGACUUUGAGACUUUUUUUACCGUGCCCAUGGUCUGUUCUUCUAUCAAAUUACGGUAUUGCUUGCACUGUUGUAACUAUAUGUUAUAAUUAUGUGGUUUUUGCCAGUUUUUCAGUCUUGGUCUGUCUUGUGUUUCUGUGCUAUCACACUGGAGGAACAUUGUAUCAUUUCUUAAUGCAUGCAUUACUAAAUGACAAUAAAAAAGAGGACUGUGUGUCCUCAUAAGCUAAUCUAACCAUCGACCACAUGUCCAUAGUACCUUCCCCUGCAAAGGGAAGUUCAAGGGGGAUAUUAGAG